ACGAGGGAGAAGAUAACAGAACUCGAGACAGAAGGAGGGAAGAAGAGUGUCCUGUUUGUCUCGCUGUUUCCCGGCUGUGCGUGUUGAUUUAGCGUGGUGAGGAUGAGUAGCCCCUGUUUGUGUCGCGCGGUGCCCGUGAGCCAGACCCGGCUGAGGGAGGUCAAACUCAGCUUGAAGACCAGCAGAGAGACCAUCGCAAUCCGCCCUACCCCAGUCGUCCGGGAGGUCAGCAGCCGGCAGUAUACCACGGUGAAAGAAGUCCCAACCCGGACCAAUGCACCAGGGAGCCGGAGCAGGAGCACUCCACCCGUUUCUAGGGCCCAGAGCAGGAGAGGGGCCAAAACCAACAGUCCCCACAUUCGUGAUCCUGAGCACCUACCAGAGAGGAAUGGAACUUUACUGGGAAUCACACCUAAAUUAGCGCCCAUGACUUUUACUCCAGUCUCCUCAACCUCAUCGUCCUCUUCCUCCUGCACCCCAAGGAGCCAUCGGCCCUCACCUCCCCGAUCCUCACCAUCUUGCCCCCUGUCCCCGUCCCGGAGUAUGAGACGAGCACGCUGGCUGAGCUACAGUGCUUCCAACAUUUGCUUCAACAACUCCAUCCUGGAUGGGCGCUUCAGACAACUGCAAGAUGAGCGAGAGGCUGUCCAGAAGAAGACCUUUACAAAAUGGGUGAAUUCCAUAUUAGCCAGAGUCAGCUGCCGAAUCUCAGAUCUCUAUCUAGACCUGCGGGAUGGUAGAAUGCUCAUCAGACUACUGGAGGUUCUGUCAGGGGAGAGACUGCCCAGGCCAACCAAGGGCCGAAUGCGCAUCCACUGUCUGGAGAAUGUGGAUAAAGCUCUACAGUUUUUAAAGGAGCAGAGGGUGCACUUAGAGAACAUGGGAUCACAUGAUAUUGUAGAUGGGAAUCACCGGCUCAUCCUGGGCCUCAUCUGGACCAUCAUUCUUCGCUUCCAGAUUCAAGACAUUAUAGUAGAGACAGGACAAGCUGACCAGACAGGCCGGCUAGAGACCCGCUCGGCCAAAGAUGCACUGCUCCUCUGGUGCCAGAUGAAGACUGCAGGGUACCCCAAUAUAAACAUCACCAAUUUCACCACAAGCUGGAAAGACGGCAUGGCUUUCAACGCUCUCAUUCACAAGCACAGGCCAGAUCUGGUGGACUAUGGCAAUCUACAGAGGUCCAACCCUACUCACAACCUUCAGCAGGCUUUUAACCUAGCUGAACAAAAACUUGGUGUCACCAAGCUCCUGGACCCAGAAGAUGUGUUCACUGAGAACCCAGAUGAGAAGUCCAUAAUCACAUAUGUUGUUGCAUUUUACCACUACUUCUCUAAGAUGAAAGCUCUGGCAGUUGAGGGCAAGCGAGUUGGGAAGGUGCUGGACCAGGCCAUUGAAACAGAGAAGAUGAUUGAGAAGUAUGAGACAUUGUCAUCAGACCUGCUAACAUGGAUUGAGCAAACCAUCAUUGUGCUGAACAACCGCAAGCUUGCUAACUCCCUUACAGGCGUCCAACAGCAACUGCAGGCUUUCAACUCUUACCGUACUGUGGAGAAACCACCUAAGUUUCAGGAGAAAGGCAACUUGGAAGUACUGCUGUUUACCAUCCAGAGCAGAAUGAGGGCCAACAAUCAGAGAGUCUACACACCUAAAGAGGGUGCACUGGUGUCAGAUAUCAACAAGGCAUGGGAGCGGUUGGAGAAGGCAGAACACGACCGUGAGCGGGUCCUAAGAGAUGAACUCAUUAGGCAGGAGAAGCUGGAGCAGAUGGCUCGUCGCUUUGACAGGAAGGCAGCCAUGAGAGAGACCUGGCUUCAAGAAAAUCAGAGACUAGUUUCACAGGACAACUUUGGCUAUGACUUACCAGCAGUAGAGGCAGCUAAAAAGAAACAUGAUGCCAUAGAGACAGACAUUGCUGCAUAUGAAGAACGCGUUCAGGCACUGGUGGCCCUGUCUAAAGAACUGGAAGCAGAACGAUACCAUGAUGCUAAACGCAUUGAUGCUAGAAAAGACAAUAUCUUGAGGCUGUGGGACUACCUGCAGGAGCUCUUGAAAGCUCGCAGAGGUCGUCUAGACAAGAAUCUCACCCUUCAGAGUAUCUUCCAGGAGAUGCUCUACAUCAUCAGCUGGAUGGAUGAAAUUAAGAGCCGACUCUUGUCCCCAGACUUUGGAAAACAGUUAUUGGAAGUGGAAGACUUGUUGCAGAAACAUUCGUUGGUAGAGGCGGAUAUAGCAGUGCAGGCAGAAAGAGUACGAUCAGCCAAUGCAGCUGCUCUUAAAUUUGCCAAUGGUGAUAGUUAUAAACCAUGUGACCCACAAGUAAUCCGUGAUCGGGUACAACACUUGGACCUGUGCUACCAGGAGUUGUGUGCUCUGGCAGCUCAGAGGAAAGCACGUCUGGAGCAGUCGCGACGGCUUUGGAACUUUUUAUGGGAAAUUGCAGAGUUGGAGAGUUGGAUUCGGGAAAAGGAGCACAUUUUCUCCUCUCUUGACUAUGGUAAGGACCUGACUAGUGUGCUGGUACUGCAGAGCAAACACAGUGUCUUUGAGAAUGAGCUUGCCGCUGGACGGGACAACUUGAAGCAGGUGAUGGACGAAGGAGAGAGCAUGAUCCAGGCCAAGCACUUGGGUUCCCCCAAAGUGCAACAGCGCAUGGAUGAUGUGCGAAGACAGUGGCAACAGCUGGAGGAACUGGCUGCCUUCCGUAAGCAGAAUCUGCAAGACACACAACGCUUCUUCCAAUUUCAGGGUGAUGCUGAUGACCUCAAGGCCUGGCUGGUUGAUGCUAUGCGGCAGAUGAGCAGUGACGAUGUUGGGCAUGAUGAAUAUACUACCCAGCGACUUCUUAAGAAACAUCGUGACUUAAGAGAUGAGGCCGCUAAGAAUGGUGCCACCAUUGAUGCUCUAUCCAAACAGGCCAAUGCACUUCCUGAGGAAUUAAGGAACACACCAGACAUCCAGGGGCGUUUGAAUGAUAUCCGGGAUAUGUAUAUUGAGCUUCUGACCCUAUCAGACCUGAGGCAAAAGAAACUGGAUGACACCAUGGCUCUUUACACUAUCUUCAGUGAGACAGACGCUUGUGAGCUCUGGAUGGGCCAGAAGGAAACCUGGCUGGUUGGGCUAGAGACACCUGAGAAUUUGGAAGAUCUAGAAAUUGUGCAAAACAGGCUAAGCAUUCUUGCUCAAGAAAUGGAUAACAUGCAGGCUCGGGUUGAUAACGUCAAUAAGGCAGCCAAGCAACUCGAAGAUAGCAGACAUCCACAAACAAAACAAGUGAAAGACUGUCAAAUUCGUCUCAAUAAGAGGUGGGAAGCUUUUAAAGCAAUGGUGGAGGAUAAGAAACGUAAAGUAGAUUCAGCCCUCAGCCUACAUAACUAUGAUCUUGAAUGUGAUGAGACGGAGUCAUGGAUAAAAGAGAAGACACGAGUCAUUGAGUCUACAAAGGACCUUGGGAAUGACCUGGCUGCAGUCAUUACCAUUCAGAGGAAGCUCUUCGGCAUGGAAAGAGACCUUGCUGCCAUCCAAGAUAAGUUGGAUUUCCUGCAUGAUGAGGCCCAGAAGCUUGUGAAGGAACACCCAGAAAAUGCUUCUGAAAUACUUGCCAGACAGGAAGAGUUGGAUGCAGCAUGGGAUGCCUUGAAACGUACCCUGAAAGACCGUGAAGACUCUCUUGGGGAGGUCAGCAAACUGCAGACCUUCCUACAGGACAUGGAUGAUUUUCAAGCCUGGCUGUUCAAGACACAGAAGGCUGUUGCAUCUGAAGAUAUGCCUGAUGGUUUACCAGAGGCUGAGCAGUUUCUGAGUCUCCAUGAUGCUGUGAGGGAUGAUAUGGAUGGCCAUGAGGAAGACUAUCAUCGUGUGAGGGACACGGGAGUAGCUGUCAUUCAGGGCCAAGAAGAUGAUCCUCAGUACCAGCAGCUGGAGCAGAGGUUGGAGGGUCUUGAUAAGGGCUGGGAUGAACUGCACAAAAUGUGGGAUAGCCGCAAGAACUUCCUAGAUCAGGGUCUCGGCUUCCAACAAUUCAUGAGGGAUGCCAAGCAGGCUGAGGCCAUCUUAAAUAACCAGGAAUACACUCUAGCCCACACUGACAAGCCUGACACCCUGGAUGGAGCAGAAAAGGCCCUGAAGAAACAUGAGGACUUUGUUACCACCAUGGAUGCUAAUGAAGAGAAGAUACUCAGCACACUGGAGACUGGUCAGAGACUGGUGGACAGUGGAAACCUUUACUCAGGAAGGGUGAAAGACAAGAUGGGCUCCAUUGAGGAUAGAUACAACAAGAACAAAGACAAAGCCAAUGAAGUCUCAGGGAAACUCAAAGACAACAGGGAACUUCAGCACUUCCUUCAGAACACCCAGGAUCUUACACUGUGGAUAAAUGAGAAAAUGCUGACUGCACAGGAUACAUCAUAUGAUGAGGCUCGAAACCUCCAUAGCAAGUGGCAAAAACACCAAGCCUUCAUGGCAGAGCUUGCAUCGAACAAGGAUUGGCUUCAUAACAUUGAUAAGGAGGGACAGGAACUGAUGGAAACCAAGCCUGAGUUUGAGCCCAUUGUUAUGGAUCGUCUUGCUAAGCUUCAUGAACUAUGGGAUAAGCUGGAGAGCACCACACAAGAGAAGGCUCGGCUGCUGUUCGACGCAAACCGCUCUGAGCUGUUUGAUCAGAGCCUGGUUGACCUAAAGAAAUGGUUGGCUAAAUUGCAGCAGCAGAUCCAGGGUGAUGUGGAUGAAGAAGUGAAGGAUCUUACCAGUGCCAACAUCCUACUGAAGAAGCAUCAGAUGACAGAGAAUCAAGUUCGGGAUCGUGCACGGGAGCUUGAAGAACUUCAGGAAGCUGUACAGCAGCAUGCUUCACUUAGAGAGGACCAACCCGAGCUUGAGGUUGAGCAGCAAACUCUUCAGAGGGACUUUCAGAAGCUCCUCACACCUCUCGCCCAACGCAAAGGAAAGCUGGAGGCCGCCAAGGCAGUGCACCAGUUCUUCAGAGAUCUUGCAGAUGAGAUACUCUGGGUUAACGAGAGGUUACCAAUGGCAAUGUCAGAGGAUCAUGGCAAUAAUCUUCAGACUGUCCAACUUCUGCUCAAGAAGAAUCAAUCACUACAAAAGGAGAUUGAGGGUCACCAGCCACGCAUUGAUGAAGUGUUAGAGCGUGGCCGGCGAAUGGUGGCAGCAGCAGAGGGCAGUCCACAGGAAGAACACAUGUCUGAGGAGAUGAAGAAGCUUCAGGAGGUGUGGGCAAAGCUGCAGGAUGAGAUGGCCAAACGUAGAGCACGGCUCUAUGGCUCUAAUGAGGCCCAGCAGUAUUACAAUGAUGCAGAUGAAGCUGAGGCCUGGAUAGGGGAACAAGAACUCUACAUGAUUGCUGAUGAAAAGGCCAAGGAUGAACAGAGUGCUUUGAUCAUGCUGAAGCGACACCUGCUUAUGAAGCAGACAGUGGAUGACUAUUCGUACUCCAUCCAGCAGUUGGCAGAUCGUGCUCAGAAGAUGCUGGCUGAAGAGCACCCAGAUGGUGAGGCCAUCAUCCGGAGACAAGGACAAGUUGAUAAGCAGUAUGCUGGGCUGAAGGAGCAAGCAGAGGACCGAAAAAAGAAGCUGGACCACACAUAUCAUAAUUUCUUGCUGAGCCGUGAAGUGGAGGAUCUUGAGCAGUGGAUUGCAGAGCGUGAUGUGGUGGCCUCUUCAGAAGAGAUGGGCCAAGACCUUGACCAUGUGACGAUCCUGCGAGAUAAGUUCAGGGAGUUUGCACGGGAGACAGGGACAGUGGGUCAAGAACGUGUAGACACUGUAAACCAGAUCAUAGAUGAUCUGAUCGAAGCAGGCCACAGUGAGGCAGCAACCAUGGCGGAGUGGAAGGAUGGAGUCAAUGAGAGUUGGGCAGAUCUGCUGGAACUCAUCGACACUCGUGCGCAGCUCCUCACAGCCUCCUAUGACCUGCUUAAAUAUUUUUAUGAUGGGAAAGAGUUGGUCGCUCACAUUGAGGAAAAGAAGAAUGAGCUUCCUGAUGAUCUGGGAGAAGACUUUAGCAAAGCAGAGUCCUUCCACCGAAUGCAUGCUGCAUUUGAGAGGGAUAUAAGCUCCCUGGGCAAACAGGUCAAACAGUUCCAGGAGACUGCAACUAGACUGCAUGCUCAGUAUGCAGGAGAUCAGGCCACUGCUAUUCAAGCAACUGAGAAAGAGGUUGUGGAGGCCUGGAAGGGUCUAUUGGAUGCUUGUGCAGGUAGGAGGAAGCGACUGGAGGAUACAGCAGACAAAUUCCGCUUCUUCACCAUGGUGAGGGACCUGCUGGCCUGGAUGGAAAGCAUCAUGCAGCAAAUAGAGACACAGGAAAAGCCACGAGAUGUCUCCUCAGUGGAGCUCCUAAUGAAGUAUCACCAAGGAAUCCGUGCUGAGAUUGAGACCCGUGGACCAAAGUUUAAUCAGUGUGUAGAACUAGGCCAGGCCCUCCUGGAACGCAAGCACAAGGACUCUGCAGAGAUUAAAGAGAAGCUGAUGCAACUGGUAGAGAAGAGGAAAGAGAUGAUGCUCAAAUGGGAUGAUAGAUGGGAUUGGCUUGGACUUUUGUUGGAGGCAUGUCAGUUUGUUCGGGAUGCAUCUAUGGCAGAGGCCUGGCUAAUUGCCCAGGAGCCAUACGUGGCCAGCAGAGAUCUAGGCGAUACAGUGGAUGAGGUUGAAAAACUGCUCAAGAGGCAUGAAGCCUUUGAGAAAUCCACUGCUACAUGGGAAGAGCGUUUCUCAGCACUGGAACGUCUUACAACAUUGGAGCUAAGGGAAAUUCGGAAACAACAACUGGAAAUACAACAGUACAGACAAGAGGCGGAGAAAGAUAGCAGGAGAGAAGACACUGGUUUUGCAGAGGAGUCAUCACAACUCUACCCCACAGAAGAACAGUCUGUGUCUGGUUUAGGAGUAAUAGAGCCUAGUUCUGGCGGAGUUGAUGGCACAGCAGGGGACUCCACUGUGCCUUUGAUCUCAGAGUUGCAGGAAAGUGGCUCACUAGAGCUGGACCCCUCCACAUCUAUUCAGGUUACCAAAGAGACAGAAAAAGCUGCCACACUUCCCACUGAAUCUUCACAAGUUCAACCAGUCUUGAUGGAGGGAACUCUAGCACGCAAACAUGAGAUGGAAGGACAUAAUAAGAAGGCUUCCAACAGGUCCUGGAACAACAUUUACUGUGUGCUCAAGCCUGGACAGCUCUCAGCCUACAAGGAUGCCAAGAGCUUUAGUCACAGUGUCACCUACCAUGGUGAGGAACCCCUGACUCUCACCAAUGCUUCAUGUGAGAUCUUGACCAACUAUAAGAAAAAGAAGCAGGUGUUCAAACUCCGACUUGAAGAUGGAAGUGAAUAUCUGUUCCAGUGUAAAGAUGAGGAGGAGCUCCAGAACUGGACUAAGGCUAUAGAGCAGGCAGCACAAGCUCUGACAGAAGAACCAGUUGCAGGGCCAUCAGGAGUGAAGGCACAAAGCCUACCUCCCCCUUCUUCCACUACUCUAGAGGUCCCCUCAACCAAGAAGGACAAGGAGAAGAGGUUUAGUCUGUUCACUAAGAAGAAAUAAACUCCUGGACAGAAUGUGACACAGGUGAAAUGGAACAGAUUUUUAACACCAUUUUUUUUUUUUUUUUUUUUUUUUUUACAUUAUAUUAAUUUGUAAGAAUCUAGCUAUAUGAAAUGUAGAUUACACUGCUGCCUGUAUCUAAGCUAAUGAGGUGUUGCUAAUGUCCACAUGCAUUGCUCUUUAUGUUUUAUUGUAUUUUCCUAUACUAGAGCCACAUACCACAUUCACUCUGUAUACAAAUAAAAGCACAGGAACCUGAUCAAAUUUAAGCAAAAACAUUUGUAGGAAAAAAAAGUUUUCUUUUUGUCUUGAUUUUUUAUGUGUUGAGUUUCUUCUAGGCAUGCUUCAGUAUGUAUUUUGACUAUAAAUAACAUGCAUAUUUUUGUUAAUCUGCCUUAUUCCUUUAAAAUGGUUGCAAAUGUAAUACUGUGUUCUUUGCAUUGGAACUUAUAGAAUUUUCAUAGAGACAAGGGAGAGAAGUUUCUUUUUGUAAAUGGCGCUCAGCUAGCAGGAGAUGUGGCAAUGAAAGUGCAUGGCAUUAACAUGAAAUAUAAGCAAUAAGCACAGUGUUUAGUGUGCUUUUAGACUGUGCUAAGUGUUGUAAAAGCUAUUUCCACUAUUCCAACAAACAUAUGAAUAUUAAUAUUAUAAUAAUAUUAUAUUCAAAUGUGAACAUACUAAUGCUAUUAUAUAUUAAUGCAUUAAGAAGUACAGUUAUGGUACUAAAGAAAAGACAAAGAUGAGAAGGGCAGUUUUUUUUGUUGUUGUUCCAAAACCUCAGCUAUGUUAAAUAUGACUUUUGCAAAGCAUGAACUGAUAUAUUUAUUUAAUAUGGUGCUAUAUCUUUAAGAUAAGAGUUUUACCCUCUCAUAACUCAGGUUCCCCAGUAUGGCUGUCGCAGGCCUAAAAUGAAAUGCCCUUACACUAAGGCAGCAAAACCAUUAUAAGCACUAAAACAUAUCUCUCACAUCAUAAUAACAAUAAUUAAUUUGAAAGAGAUGUGUACAGCUUUAAUAAUGCAGUAUGAAUACAAUUUAGUAAUCAAUGAAUGUUUGAAAACAUGGAGAAUAGUGUGUCAUACGAAUAUGAAUGUAGAAGUAAUGGUAGAGGGAAAUUUUACUUGCAACAAAUAAUAAUAAUUAUAAUUUUAUAAUAAUCAUAAAACAUCCAACAUACAUGAACUUAAUACCAAUAUCCAGAUCAUACUAAUGAAACAUUCAUUAUGCAUACUUAUUUUAUUUGUCACACAAGUUUCUGAAAGGUCGUAUCAAUAAGUUAUAUUUAGUACAUUGUCUAAUCUUCUGAUUAAAAUUAAAGUGCCCUGUUAACAAAGUCUUAGUUUCUCUCAGUAUUAUAUAUUAACCUUGAAGUAUGUUUCCGUACUGUUUCUGCCAGGCACUGCAAGCUAAAACAAGUAAUGUUUUAAAGUAAAAUGCAGAACAGUAGUUAAAUUUCAUCUCACUUUUGGGUUUUGGAUAUGAAUACGUUUACAGAGUCAUAUGUUAUGAGGGUCAGUGUGGUGCUUUAUUACGGUGGUGUUUUUUUGUUGUUGUUGGCCACUACAUCCCGGACCUCCAGAUCUUUCUGUUUUAUUGCUUUAAACACACUGCAGUCUACUUUAGAAUGAACUCCCUUUCAACUAAUAUGCCUCCAUUCUCUAUUCUCCUUUUGUAUCUGUAUGUUCAAUGCAAAAUCACAUAUAAUAAGUUGAAAACAAGGUAUGACUCAUUUUGGGAGUAUGAAAAAUCAAUAAACUCUGUUUGCAGUAACCUUU
Molecule: messenger RNA, 9322 nt
Organism: Ctenopharyngodon idella (grass carp)
Lineage: Eukaryota; Metazoa; Chordata; Actinopteri; Cypriniformes; Xenocyprididae
Gene: sptb
Product: spectrin, beta, erythrocytic
Exons: 36
Coding region: 103-7548 (2481 amino acids)
Biological process (GO): actin cytoskeleton organization
Cellular component (GO): cell junction; plasma membrane; cortical actin cytoskeleton
Molecular function (GO): structural constituent of cytoskeleton; actin filament binding; phospholipid binding
Source: RefSeq, a predicted model, not a curated record